Molecule: messenger RNA, 1835 nt
Organism: Condylura cristata (star-nosed mole)
Lineage: Eukaryota; Metazoa; Chordata; Mammalia; Eulipotyphla; Talpidae
Gene: HSBP1
Product: heat shock factor binding protein 1
Exons: 4
Coding region: 97-327 (76 amino acids)
Biological process (GO): cellular heat acclimation
Cellular component (GO): nucleus; cytosol
Molecular function (GO): transcription corepressor activity
Source: RefSeq, a predicted model, not a curated record
GGUGUCGCGAGAAGCAGCAGCUGGGGGCGGCUGCGCGGACAAACGGAAGUGUAGGUGACGGUCUGAGACAUCACCGCCAAGCUGGGAACCGGGGAGAUGGCCGAGACAGACCCCAAGACCGUGCAGGAUCUCACCUCGGUGGUGCAGACUCUUCUGCAACAGAUGCAGGAUAAAUUUCAGACCAUGUCCGACCAGAUCAUUGGAAGAAUUGAUGAUAUGAGUAGUCGCAUUGACGACUUGGAGAAAAACAUCGCAGACCUCAUGACACAGGCUGGAGUGGAAGAGCUGGAAGGAGAAAACAAGAUACCUGCAGCACAGAAGAGUUGAAGGUUGCUAAUUUACAUUGAAAUCAGGAACCCAUUUUCACAAGCCAAGAGAACACUGAGUGACUAUUUGCAACUAACUUCUAUGUGUUGGCAGGUUUUAUAUUAUAAAGUGUACGUUCUUACUGUAUACUACACAGGUAGUUUAUAGAGUGAUUUUUCCCCCCUCUGAGUUUCUUGAACAUGAUACCUUCACAUCUUGGACCUUGGUCAGUUAUGCUCUUAAAUAUUAAACACUAAAACUUUGGCAGUUCCUGCAUAAAUUGUCAAAAUUUUUAGUGUAUUUUUGUGAAGUCAUUUUUUUUCUAUUGUUCCUUUUGUAGUAGUUACUGUUUGAUAAAAGUUGCUGUGGAAUUUUUUUAUUAGACAAAGAGUAGAUCCUUGUAUUAUUAGACUUUGUGAAGUAAGACUUUGUGUGGGAUUCUUUAAUUCUGCACCCUGAGUGAGUAUUGAACUGACCUCAAGUAGUGUUUUGGCAAUAUUUUUCAAGCGUUUAAAAAUAUUUCACAAUUCUUCAGAAAUACCUGGUACUACGCUAUUGCCAAAACUCAGAAUUUAACCUCUGUUACAUCUCUUAAUUUCCUGAGUUCAGAUGCUGCGUCACAAAGAAUCCCCACUGCCAUUUAGUGUUAGAAUUUUUAAAUACAGAAAAUAACAGAAUUGCCUAAUGUAAUGAGGCAUUCAUUAGUUAAAAGUUUUGCAUGAAAUCAGAAUAGUUCCAUCGAGCCCUGCAUUGUUUACUUAUAAUACUUACCAUAGAAAAUCUGGCAGGAUUCUAAAACUCAAUUAUUCCAUUCUCUCCUUGAGCUGUGAAUUGAGAAAAGAAUCAGGAAAGGGAAACAUUUUAACUUCUUGCCAGUUGCAUGACUAGAAAAUGAUUAAAUGAUUUGAAGUAGACUCAAGUUUUUAAGAAAGGUUGUUUAUUUAAACUAUUUCUUACCUAAAUAGGUGCAGAGUAAAGAUUGUAUUAUUGAUUAGAGAGGACAGGGAUGGUAGCCCUCAGGAGGCCUUGCCUGAGGCGUGUCAGCACAGUGACCUGAUGGGACAAGAGCAGGCAAGUGGAGGGCGGGAUGAGGACAAAAUGUAGUGUUGCAGAGGGGAACGCUUAGUGGACAUGAUAUGUUCCCUUAACCUUUCUGAUAGCCAGCCUUGAUUGAUGUAUUGCAAGUAUAUAAUAAUAGUAGGAAAUAAUUCAUCUCAUAAAUUAUGUGAGGAACACAAAGGAGUAAGCUUGGUGGAGAAUAGAGUGAAUUGGCUGCUGUGAUUACCAGCCUGCAGAACCUGCUUGGGCCAGUAGGUCUGGGCAGACACAACUGGCCCAGCGCCUCCAACUGACCAUAGAAAUCUAGGUGCAGGUGUCUUUGAGCACAGUGAAUGGCAGGUGGGAACCACCCGCCCACUGCCCAGGAGAAGUAGUAGGCAGUAAUGGGAGUUGGCUUCUUAAAUAGUGGAAAGAUUGCAAAGGGGAGCUCCUGUGCCCCUCAGCCAUGAAUAAAGGUGCCUGAAACUCUG